This is a messenger RNA of Entrophospora candida, 990 nucleotides long. The record is from the annotation of a GenBank genome assembly. Lineage: Eukaryota; Fungi; Glomeromycota; Glomeromycetes; Entrophosporales; Entrophosporaceae.
AUGUCUGAAAAUAUUGAACAAACAGCGCAAGAGGAAAAUCCAAUAAUUGAAAGUUGCGAGGAGAGACAAAUCGACAAGGACGAAACAAAAGAAAUUCCAGACUCUAUUAAAAAGAGCGGAAAACCAAAAGAGAAAAAUUUCACCAAAAUAACCGAUCAUGCAUCAGAUAAAUCACCAACGAAAUCUGACGAUAAUACACAAAAUAAGCCUACCGACGAAAUUAUGAUCAAUUCUUCUCCUUUUUCUAAUAAUAGCAGUAAUAGCAGCAGCAGUCUCAAUCAAUCAAAAUUGGAAUUUGAAUCAUCGUUAUGCCUACAAUGUCUUUACAUUUCUCAACAACACUAUCACCACUAUUAUCAUCAAUUCCCUCAUCGCAAUCACCAACAUGGCCAUAGUCAACCAACCUCUCCUAAUUUACCGACAGGACCCUCUUCAUUCAAUAAUGGAUUAUCUUUUCCUCUUCAAUAUUAUUUUGCUUUACCCAAUACGGAAAAUCACAAAAUUAUGAAUGGAGGAAAUUUGAUAAUUUUAAAUCAACAUCAUGAAGAACAGAUUACCUCAAAUAUUGGAUGUAGUCAUUGUAAUAACAUUAUCAAGAGCGGUGGUAAUGGCAAUGGUAAUAGCAAUGCUAGCGUCAACAACAACAAUCAUAAUGCAUCGACAACAAGACCAUCUCCUCGAACUAAUUCUAGCAAAAUCAUCAAAACUGGCGAGAUUUAUCGAUGUUCAAAUUGCGGUGCAAGGGAAACACCAGCUUGGAGACGAGAUUUACAAGGAGAAGCUUUACUUUGUAAUGCAUGUGGCUUAUAUCUUAAGGUUAAGGGGAGACAGCGUCCUACAGAAGUUGAUACUGAUGGAGAAAUUCGUUUAAUUAAACCGGAAAAGGCAGGGACAGGACCACCAAGUUGUCAAAAUUGUGGCACGCAAGAAACUCCUUGUUGGAGAGGGUCAGAAGGCAGUAAACUUUGUAGGUUAUCAUCAUUAGAUUAA